GUCAGAUUCCUUAAGACAGGCGUCCACUGCGCACACGUUCAUCAGCCCAUCUAACACUUGCUCGAUACUACAAUGGAAUGGAGAGUGUCAGUUCUCAGUUCUUUACGCUUUCUUCGCCUUUAACGCUUUCACUGUUUCCCUCUUUUCCUUCCACCGAUUAACAGUACUAUAGAGCGUUAUUGAAACCCUCUCAGUGGCGAAAGAGGGGUUUUUUUAUCUGUAAAUUGUAAGCGAGGAGAGAGAGAGAGAGAGAGAGAGAGGAAAUGGAGAAGAAGGCGAUAGUGGUGUGUUCGGUUGUUGGGUUUCUAGGGCUUUUAUCUGCCGUGACUGGUUUUGCAGCCGAGGCCACGAGGAUUAAGGGUUCUCAGGUUCAAUUUACUGGUCCUACCUGUGUAUACCCCAGCAGUCCAGCUUUGGGUCUUGGAUUAACUGCAGCUGUGGCUCUUAUGGUUGCUCAAAUCAUCAUUAAUGUUACAACGGGGUGCAUGUGUUGCAAAAAAGGUGCUCAUCAAUCAAAUUCUAACUGGACGGUGGCGCUAGUCUGCUUUGUUGUCUCGUGGUUCACAUUUGUCAUAGCAUUCCUUCUGUUACUGACGGGUGCAGCACUGAACGACCAACACGGCGAAGAGACCAUGUACUUUGGCAACUACUACUGCUAUGUGGUGAAGCCCGGAGUCUUUGCUGGGGCUGCUGUACUGUCCCUUGCCAGCGUGAUUCUCGGGAUAGUGUACUAUCUUGCUUUGAGCUCUGAGAAGAACAGCGAUCCCUUGUGGCGCGGGCCUCCUCCUCCGCCCGAUCAAAGCAGCAUAGCAAUGGGACAACCAUGCCCUCCGCCAAAUGCCCAUGCCCAUGCCCAAGCCCAAGCUCCAGUUUUUGUACAUGAAGACACAUAUAUGAGGCGGCAAUUUACUUGAUUGUUUUGACAAAUCAUCCUGAAAUCACAUUAGGACAUGCCAUGGCUUAUAAAGAUAGAUACCUUAUUUAUGAAGAAGAAGAGGAAGAGGUUGGGGAAGAGGUGGAAGUGCCUCUCCUGCACUGUGGCUUGUUUGUUAGAGCUUCUAAAAUCAAUGUUUUUCACCUCUUGAAUAGGCUAGGAUACGGCGUGUAAUGUUUUGAAGAUGAUGUGUCUCUGUUACAUAGUUCACUUGAAUGAAGCUCAUCUUAUUGUUGGUGUGGUUUGUUGUUU
Diospyros lotus (date-plum) is the source of this 1186-nucleotide messenger RNA. Its product is annotated as protein MODIFYING WALL LIGNIN-1-like. Lineage: Eukaryota; Viridiplantae; Streptophyta; Magnoliopsida; Ericales; Ebenaceae. The transcript has 3 exons. The record is from RefSeq and is a predicted model, not a curated record. The coding region runs from base 264 to 914 and encodes 216 amino acids.